UGUUCCUGAUCCCUGUGCCACCGCCAUGUCUCGGAGCCCCCCCAGCAGCUCUGUGGAUGACAAGGCCUUCCUCCUGGAGUACCGGUGCCACCCCGUGCGCCCGGAGCCCCCCAGCCCCACCAGGAGGCACAGCUCCACCACAGUGCCCGACGCCACCUCCCUGCUGGCGAUGGGCUCCCCCCCCGCGGCCGAGCCGCGCCGCAUCGUCCUCAGCACGGACAGCCCGGCCGCGCUGAAGGUGGGGACCCAGCAGCUCAUCCCCAAGAGCUUGGCCGUGUCCACCAGGACCAAGCAGAACCCGUCCCGGCUCCAGAGCUCUGCGGCGAGCCGGGAGCCGCUGAGCCCCGACCCGAAGGGGACGUCGGUCCCCAGCCUGUCCCUGGAGGCAGAGGAGGAGGAGGAUGGGGGGGGGGCCCUCAAGCGCAACCUGAGGAACAUGUCCUACCGCGCGGCCAUGAAGGAGCCGGGGCCACCAAACGCCGUCUCCUCACUGAAACCUGUGUCCGAGGAGGGCAGUGCCCUGCCUGCCCACAGCCCCGCCAGGAGCAAGAGAACCUUCGGGCGGAAGCGGGUGCAGAAGCGUGGCGGCUCCUUCAAGGACCAGCCCCGGCUGUACCAGGAAAUCCGGGAGAGGGGCCUGAACUCCGUGAGCCAUGAGUCAGACGAGGACUUGCUGGAGGAAUCCAUCCCAGAGGAGCCGUCCCCUGCGGGUGCUGCUAUCGUGGUGCAGAGCUAUCGCCCGGCACAAGUGACCUGGAGCCAGCUCCCGGAGGUGCUGGAAGCGGGCAUCCUGCAAUGGAUCUCCCCCGAGGAGCGCAAGCGGCAGGAGGCCAUGUUUGAGAUCAUCACUUCUGAGUACUCCUACAUGCACAGCCUGAGCGUCCUGGUGUGCCACUUCAUGAGGUCGGAGGAGCUGAAGGAGACCAUGACCCAGACAGAGCACCACCACCUCUUCUCCAACAUCAGCGACAUCCUGGCGGUCAGCACGAGGUUCUUCGAAGACCUGGAGAAGCGGUACCAGGAGCACCUCCUCAUUCCUGACAUCAGUGACAUCGUGGAGGAGCACGCCUCGAACCACUUCAGUCCCUACAUCAGCUACUGCUCCAACGAGGUCUACCAGCAGAGGACACUUCAGAGGCUGCUAGCCACAAACCCCUUAUUUAAAGAGACCUUGAAACAAAUCGAAAGGAAACCAGAAUGUGGAGGCCUGCCAAUGAUCUCAUUUCUCAUUCUCCCUAUGCAGAGGGUAACCCGGCUUCCUCUGCUGUUAGAUACUGUCUGUCAGAAAACAAAGGCGUGCACUGCAGCCUAUGGAGCUGCCACCAGAGCCCUGAAAGCCAUCAGCAAGCUGGUUAAGAACUGCAAUGAAGGCGCCCGUGCUAUGGAGAGGACGGAGCAGAUGUACACCCUGCAGAAACAGCUAGAAUUUGGGAAGAGGAAGCCAUUCCCACUGAUUUCCGCGUCCCGCUGGCUGCUGAAGCGGGGGGAGCUCUACCUGCUGCUCUCAGAAGAGGCCGGCAUCUUCCGCCGGGGCGCCGGCAAGCUCUGCUACCUCUUCUCGUUCAAUGAUGUCCUCAUCAUAACCAAGAAGAAGAGCGAGGAGAGCUACUCUGUCCUGAACUACGCCACGCUGGACCAGGUCACGGUGGAGAAGAUGGAGAACACGGAUCCACCUUCCCCUCCUCCCGGCAAGCCCGGGAGCGGCGGCACAGCCCGCGGCACGGCCGGGGGGUUCCUGCUCCGGGUGGUGAUGGAGAAGGACAGCGAGGGCCGGCGGGAGGAGAUCGUGCUGUCGGCAGAGACGCUGAGUGACCGUGCCCGGUGGAUCGCUGCGCUGAUGUACAGGGAAAAGGAGAAGCCGGACACAACUCCUAAAGGAGAUCUGAGCCAAGUGGAGAUAACGCAGCCCUACCUGGCUAAGCAGGCGGACGAGAUCUCCCUGCAGCAGGCGGACGUCGUCCUGGUGCUGGGGGGAGAGGACGGCUGGUGCUGGGGGGAGCGGCUCCGGGAUGGGGAGAGGGGCUGGUUCCCGCAGGCCUGCGCCCGGCGGAUCACCAGCCGCACGGCCGUGGAGUGCAACGUGCGCCGGAUGGAGCGGCUGCGCCUCGAGACAGACGUGUAGCUGCCAGCCCGGCAAAGGUGCCGCAGCGGGACUCGAUUCAGGGCUCUUCAAGGCCCUGUGGACUGAGCCCGGGGCGAAGGGAGCGGGGGAGCCUUCCUUCUUGGGCUCAUUUGUCUUGAGCAGCCACCAGCAGCAAUUCUGGUUGCUCAGGAGCGCUCUGGGUAGCGGCUGUGACAGCAGCGGAUGAAUGUGAGACCUGGCAGCCGGGCACUGCUGCCCAGCACUGAUAUUAAUGACCUGGAGCAGGCCUCAGGGGGCAGCCCAGGGCUUGGCUGGAGUUGAAAAGGCUGCGGCUGUGCUCGGGGCGCUGUGAAGGAGCUCGCGCUGCCCUCUCCAUCCCUGCUGACGCCUGGGCCGGUGCCCGCUGGCAGUGGCUGUGCACCUCGCAUGGGACGAGCUGGGGCCGAGGGAGCGCACCUGAACCCAGAAGCUUCAGGUCCUUAAAUCCACACCCUCAGCUAGUCCUUGACCUGGGCUUUUCUUUCUCAUGAUUCCCUAUUUUCUUCCUUCCCCCCCAUUUCCUUCGCAGUUAUUCUUGGCUCUGACCCUGCGGGGUGAGCAGUGCCACCCCCUCUCAGCCACUCACUGAACGAGCAGGCAGCAGAGGCUGGUGCAGUCAAGAGUUGUUCUCAGGGAGCCAGCUCUGGCCAGAAAUAGGAUGCUCCGGGCACUGGGAAGCAAUUUGCAAGCCCUGCUGUACGAGUGAGCCGGGAGCACAAGGGAGCGAUGCCAUAGAUCCCAGCUGAACCCGGGGGACUCAGUCCUGCAGGAGCGGGACGUGGUCACAGAGGGUUGAACCUCAGCCUUGCCAAGGCAGAGCAGUCCCCUCUGCUCCCCUUCUCCCCCAGAAUUAGCCCUGACACGUGGUUAAUGAAGUGGGCUGAGGCAGGGGGGUCUCUUGUCCCAGCUGGGCG
This is a messenger RNA of Neopsephotus bourkii (Bourke's parrot), 3036 nucleotides long. It is a transcript of the gene ARHGEF16, whose product is annotated as Rho guanine nucleotide exchange factor 16. Gene Ontology annotation, biological process: activation of GTPase activity. Bases 26 to 2122 code for a protein of 698 amino acids. The transcript has 14 exons. The record is from RefSeq and is a predicted model, not a curated record. Lineage: Eukaryota; Metazoa; Chordata; Aves; Psittaciformes; Psittacidae. Gene Ontology annotation, molecular function: protein binding; guanyl-nucleotide exchange factor activity.